UUAUAGAGAUGGUAUACAUCAAAUGGGUUCUCACCAAGCUCGCAAUUUCUCUUCACCGCCUGUUAGCAGUGGUAACGUUAUCUGAUUUCGCAUCCAUCAAAAAUUCUUCUUUUGAGUGUCGAUUGUAUAUAGAUAUUGAUUUUGUGAAUUGUGAUUUUAUAGCGUCGAAUGCAGCUGUGCGGUACUUACUUCGAGGAAUAACAGCAGCUGGGGGAUAUGUUAUCGCUCCUUAUAUAAGUCUCCAAGAAGCAGUCGACUUGAAACUUGAGGGGAAGCGUAACGAGACAUUGAGACAGUUGGACGAAUUCUACGAGAAAGAUGAACAAUGUUGGUCUGACAUGGUACACCAUCAUAACUUAAAGGCAAGCAGAAGAAAGAGGCAGUGAGAGGGAGGAGGAGUCUGAGGAAAACUUCAUCCAAGGAAACGAUAUUUUCAAGCUUUGGGAAGUGUAUCCGGUCACUGUGUGGUUUGGAAUUUGAUCAGACAAUCAAUUAAGUAAAUUGCGUUUUAGACUGUAAUGUGUGUUUUAUGUGAAUUUUUUUUAAUCUGAUGCUGCUUUGUCUUAUGGUCAACACUCACCUUUGAUAAUAUGAAUAAGGAAUUAUUAUAACA
Molecule: messenger RNA, 613 nt
Organism: Camelina sativa (false flax)
Lineage: Eukaryota; Viridiplantae; Streptophyta; Magnoliopsida; Brassicales; Brassicaceae
Source: RefSeq, a predicted model, not a curated record